This is a messenger RNA of Parus major (Great Tit), 6494 nucleotides long. It is a transcript of the gene HERPUD2, whose product is annotated as HERPUD family member 2. The record is from RefSeq and is a predicted model, not a curated record. Lineage: Eukaryota; Metazoa; Chordata; Aves; Passeriformes; Paridae. Gene Ontology annotation, biological process: endoplasmic reticulum unfolded protein response. The transcript has 9 exons. The coding region runs from base 260 to 1591 and encodes 443 amino acids. Gene Ontology annotation, molecular function: protein binding.
GUGGUUGGAAAGGUUCGGCCCGGGCGGGUGCGGUCCGGCUGCCGUGCUGUUCAUUCGCCCCCGCGGGCGCGGGGAACGAAGGCGAGAUCCCCUGUGGCUGCGGUUCCCGGAGCGCCAGCACGAGGAUGGGCUCCCCCAGCUCCCCCGGGAAGUUCGCCCCCGGCCGCUGAACCCGCCCGGAGCCCCCCAAAGGUUUGAGCGGUGUCGUGUCCCCGGGGAGGAGGAGAGCGGGGCAGGGCCGGCCGGGCCCGCGGGCAGCAUGGACCAGAGCGUGGUGGAGCACCCGGUGACCCUCAUCAUCAAGGCCCCCAACCAGAAAUACACCGACCAGACCAUCAGCUGCUUUCUGGAGUGGACUGUGGGCAAGCUGAAGUCCCACCUCUCCAAGGUGUACCCCAGUAAGCCGUCUACAAAGGAUCAGAGACUGGUGUAUUCUGGCAGACUGCUUCCUGAUCAUCUGCAGCUGAAAGAUGUUCUCAGAAAACUCUUCAAUUUCUUUAAUUUUCAGCAAGAUGAAUAUCAUAUGGUUCACCUGGUAUGUACAUCUCGGACACCUCCAAGUUCACCAAAACCCAGCACCAGUAGAGAAGGUCACGGAGCGUCAACCUCCAGCAGUAGCUCAAAUUUAGACCGUUCUGGAUCAACUGCUGCCUCGUCCACAAACCAAGAAGCUGCUUCUACAUCUUUGAACACUAGUGCAGAUGGAGUGAGACAUCGUAAUCUUCCACAAGCACAUAGCAAUCCCACGCCAAGCCACCAGUUCCCUUAUUUAAUGCAAGGAUGUCCUGGUUUACUACAGUUCACUACAUCAAAAUCUUUCGGGAAAGAGUUGGAAAUCUUGCCAAAACAUGCUAUAUGCUCUAGGAGCAAUAUAGGCAACCAGUUUCCAGGCCAAGGUGUUCCUGCUGGAUUUUCUAUGUAUCCUGCAUUCAGUCCCUUACAGAUGAUAUGGUGGCAACAGAUGUAUGUACGUCAGUACUACAUGGAAUACCAAGCUGCUGUUUCAGCCCAAGUGACUUCCAGCACUGAGCCAGCAAGAUCUGCAGUUGCCCAGGCUGUAAAUUCAGAACAUGCUCCUGCAAAUGAGCCUGCAGCAGUGCCAAAUGUAGCUGUCCAGGAGAACAGGCCUGUAAACCAAAAUGUUCAGAUGAAUGCACAGGGUGGUCCAGUAGUGAAUGAAGAGGACUUCAACCGGGACUGGCUGGACUGGAUGUACACAUUCUCUAGAGCAGCAAUUCUUCUGAGCAUUGUAUACUUCUAUUCUUCUUUCAGUCGGUUUGUCAUGGUAAUGGGAGCCAUGCUGCUGGUUUAUUUACACCAAGCUGGAUGGUUUCCCUUUAGGCAAGAGGGAGGCCAACAACAGGCAGCCAAUAAUGCAGAAGUGAACCGUGAUGGGCAACAUGCAAAUAAUCCUGAUCUUGAAGAGAUGGAGCGACUUAUGGAUGAUGGGAUUGAUGAAGACAACGGAGAAGAUGCAGGUGAAGAUGGCAAUACAGAGCAGCAGCCUGGAUUCAUGGCUUCUGCUUGGUCCUUUAUCACAACCUUCUUCACAUCACUGAUCCCUGAAGGGCCUCCACAGGUUGGCAAUUAAAGUGGAAAAGGAACUGUGUCAGGCAACCUCAGUAGCCAUACGUAGAAGUGGAGCAGAUCCUAGAGAGUGUUCUAAAUACAGUGCAAUUUCUGAAAAUUUAUAAUGUUUUCUUUUUGAUCAUGGUGUACAAAACUGUGUAUUUUUUUUUCUUUUGGCUUUCUCAUGCAUUGAAUAUUUUAAGCACAAGUGGACUACUAAAUGCUUUCUUUAAGAUUCUUCUUUUUCUGAAGAAUAAAAUGUAAAGAUAUUUGUCUUCCAUGUUUUGUUUUAAUUUCAAAUGUGUGUUACACUGAGGCAAAGAGCUUGUAUGUAAUCUGCACCAUUACCUCUUUAAAGAGCUGUUAAGACUAUGAAUGUUGACAGACCUUUCCAAAUGCUCUCUAUUUAUCUGAAUAAUGUAUCUUGUGUUAGUUUGAUACAGGCUAUGAAUUCUCACAUGGGAUUUGGAACUUAAAUAAUUCCUGAGAGAAUGCAGUAAACACGAGGGUUACUUGUUAAUGGCAUGUUGUCUUCAUGUCAGAAAAUAGUCGUUUAAAAAGCUGAGAGCAUUUUCUUGAGACUGUACUGGUGUGCAUUAAAGUUGGAGGUAUUUGACAGCUCUUCAAAGACAAUUGGCAGUGAUGGGAUAAACCUUAAAUGUUUGAUACAUACAGUACUUUUUAAGGAAAAUAUAGCUGCGCUGGGGCAAAAUAUGUACACUAGGUUUUUUAAUAAAACUGUUAUGGUAACUCUUUUGGAUGUUUAUAUGCCUAUUUGAAUGCAAAUGGCUAAAUUGUGCCUCAUUAAGAAUGAGGAUAUGAUUAAUUUGAGAGUGUAAUAAAGUUAUCAUGGUGGCAUUACUGGCAUUGACCGAAGUGAUGUGUUUGUAGCAGCAUCUAUACAGUUACAAGUAUGAUCUCAACAGCAGACUAUCUGUAGUCUUAACUUCAUUAACCUAAUUAAAACUAAGAAAAAAAAAAAAGGUGCAUGAGAGAGUAUAGCACAGUGCUAUGUCAGGUUAUUGGUUGCUUUCUUUAGAUUUUAAUCAUAGUCAAGAAGGUACAUUUGGUUUUGUUCUUAAUUCUGAAAUAUCAUGUGCUUUUUAACUUCAAAAUAUCUGCAAAGAUUGUUGCACUACUACCAAAGGAACGCUUAUUUGACUUCCAAGUACAGGGCAAAACUUGAAUAUUCUGAAUGAGUGAUAAAUAGGGAUUUAUUUUUUGCUUGUUUAUGUUAAACAACUAUGUAGCAAGGCUUUAAACUGAAAGAAAACCUUUUAAUUUUUUACAAGUUUGUCAGGAGAAAUAGAAAUAUAAGUCUUAAAAGCAUCAAUUAUUUUAUUUGCUAUAUAGGUAGCAAUGGUGAAUAAGUCAUGUUUAGUUACAAUCUUUUCUUCUUAUUUUUAUUAUGGAAAGCUACCCUCAAUUUUGGUUCUUUACUACAUAUACAAUAAAUGUGUACACCUUGUCCAUGAAAUGUAACCUUUUAAGUUUGGCAGAUGGAUCUAACUUGAUCUACUAUUUAAGGGCUGCUACAAAAAUUACAUUUUUAAAGGAGUGUCACAAGUGGCAUGGCAGUCUUGGAUGUCACAGGCCUUAUUUUUGGAAUACAUUGAAGAAGCUUUAGCUAUUUGACCUGUGUGUUCUCCUUCUCACUUUUACCAAAGUUUUCUUUUACCAUUUUUAUUUUUGUCCUUAUUUAGCAUACCUGUGCAGUUAUGGCCUGUUAGUAUCCAGCUAUCAACAGCCAUUUGUUGCUUCUUAGCAAUGUUGUUCAGGUUGGUUUGUUUUCCAUGUUGUAGGAAGCAGUUGUGGCAGCUCUCUGCUGUUAGCAGACUAGAUUAAGAAAGCUGCUCUUAUGCUGUUAGCCCUGGUUUGGUUAAAAGGUGUAGAAUUGUCUCUGCUGGUUUGUAUUCAGACAAGGAUAAAUAUGAAAGGUUUCACAAGUCUGAAAUAGUGAAAUGGGAAAUUCUGGCAGUUGGUUGGAUGUUGAGGGAGAUUUUCUGAAAGCUUUAAUCAGAACACGGAGUUGGAGUGAUGUGUCACAGAGGCCACACUUCCACGAGAUCAUUUUAAGGUCAUAGAAUCUCCCAGCUUCCACAACUUGCCAAGAUGCAAGGAAGGAGAAGCAAAAAUAUGGUUACUGAGGAAAGUGAGUGGGAAAUUACAAUGUGAUAGGAAGCAUUACCAAAGAGUUGGAGGCAGAAGAAAGCUACUGGCAGAAGCAAAAAUAAGGUUGUGAUCAUGAGUAAAUACAAAACAAGCAUUGAAAUGCAGAUUGAGGUAAAAAAGGUGCACUUUUUAGAAAAGGACAGAACUUAUUGAAAAUUAGUGAGGUCUUUGUUGCAUAUGUUUGAGUGAUUUGGGUCAAGAAUUGAACAGCAUAUGAAGUAUAACAGGUGAUUAUGGGAGAGAAAUCAAAACCCUAGGAAAAUAGUUGCUUUUUCUUAGUAUAUACUAUUAGUACAUAACAGUAGGAACUGUUCAAUAGCAUAAACCAAAACACAGUUAUAUAUUACAUGGUCUAGGCAAAGUCAGAUGCAGAACUGUAGUAAAUCUGUAGCAUGAAGUGUGGCAAAAGACUUGAGGAUUGAAUCACCAUCGGAUGUGCCCCAAUUGACCUGUACAUUACCCCCUUUUAAAUCUUUGAAUGUAGGAAAAAGGAUUAAAAUUCUUUCCUUUACCUUUCAGGAGGACCUGAAAUGACAGAUGCAUUUAUAUUAUUCUAAAUGUAGGUUAACAGCGACUCUAUGGCAGCAUGUGCAAUAACUUCAUGGUGUGUUGAUGUAAGAGACACUCAUAUCAGAAACAAACACAAGCGAGGUAUAUUCCAUCCAUAGUACUUCUGCUGUGAAGAUACAGAUUAGAUCAGCAGUGCUGGUGGAGCAGAUGUAUGAAAAGAGCAACAGACAGUUACUCCUUAGCAUGAUUUCUUAAUACUGUGCUUUGAAAAACACUUUGCAACUCCUGUGUAUCCAUAAAUAUACAUACAUUGACUUCUAAAUCCCAGUUUACAUUGAGUUUAGCAGUGCCACUGUUUGCCUAACAUGUUGUCCUGGUUUAAGCCCAGCUGGUAACUAUGUACCAUGUAGCUGCUUGUUCCCUUCUCUUUUCCUCCCCUCCCUCAUGGAAUGGAGAGGAGAAUCAGGAAAAAAAGUAAAACUCAGGGGGUGAGAUAAGAACAGUGUAAUAAUUGAGAUAAAUUGAAAUACAAUGUUAAUGCUAAUAAUUGUAGUAAAGAGGGUACAGAGAAAUCCCAAGAAAAAUGAGGCACAGUACAGUUGCUCACUGCCUGCUGAAGAAUGACCAGCCCAUCCCUUAGCUGCACCUGACACCAUUUUGGAUAGCUUCCCCCAGUUUAUAUCCUGGGCAUGACCCUCUAUGCUUGGAAUAUCCAUUUGGCCAGUUUGGAUCAGCUGUCUUGGCCAUGUUCCCUCACAGCCUCUUGUGUGCCUGCUCCUGGCAGAGCAUGGGAAACUCUGGAGACCUUGAUUUAGGGUAAGCACUGCUCAGCAACAACAGAAACAUCAGUGUGUUAUCACCAUUGUUCUCACACUCAGUCUAAAGCACAGUACUUCUUAGUACUGGCUACUAAAAAGAAAACUAUCCCAGCUGAAACUAGGACACAAGUGUAACAUCAAGUCAAGCUGGAGAAUUCUUUGGAACAAAACAGUGGAUAGAGGGAUCUUUAUUCUGUUACGAGCGUGCCAUCUAUUGCUCGUGCUACCGUUUGGUUGGGAGACCUUGAGGGGCAGAAUUGGCUUUCCAGGUAUUCCCUGUUGCCCUUAAAUUCAGGUGAUUCAUAGAGAAGUUACCACCUGAUGUUCAAGGAAAACUUUGCUUCAGUCUAAGAUAACACUGCCUUCUUACUAUUGCUGCAGCAGAAGGAAAAAAACCCCAAACCGUUGUUGGUGAUGAUUGUAAUCUUAAUAGGUGAUGCAAAACGACUGACACUUCUGUCAGAUGGUGUGAUUAGUCAUGUUUCUGCUGCUUGUUUUCUGUACAUACUGAAAAUUUUCUAGUGUAAUUCAUAUUUAGCAGCCUUUUCUGUUGACAGAAAGCAGUUCAGAAUUUACCCCAGUGAGUGUGAACUCUGACUUAUUUUUGGAUAUAUUUGAGUGGGCUGUUGCAGACUCAGCUACAGCCCUGCUGGGUGCACCCUCGUUAGUAAGGGGCACUGCCUUUACUUGUGUGCCAGCUGCCAAAGCCUCCAGGGUGUGUCAGGAAAGCUUUGAUGCUGCUGGCAUUCAAGUUAAGGGCAUUAAUGCCAGCUUGGCUGUUCCUGUGGGUGAGGUACUCGUAUUUCAGAUUCCAGUGUUAGUAUAGGUGGGAUGAUGCAAAGUGGGAGUGAGUUACUUCAUCACUCACAGCCUUAGUUUCAAAGCUGCUGCUUGUCCAACUAACAAGAUAAUACAAUGUAAGAUACAGGUUUCAUCAUGAUUCCUACUCCUAUAAAAAGAGCAUUUAGCCAUUCUGCGUGGUGGUGGCUCUGCAAGAAUGCUACAUCUGGAGUACUUGUUCAGCUGCAGCUUCUUUCUCUUGGCUGGAUUUAUUCACUUGCAGCUGUCUAUGCAAGCUCUCGCUUUUGAAGGAAGUCAGGUGACUUAUGUGAAGCCUUAGCAGUUUAGAUCUAUUUACAGGAAUCAACCCAGUAGCACUGACUGGAGAGGAGGGAAGCACAUACUGGACUUGAAGGAACUAUCUACCCAUAAUGAGACUAGGACGGGCUAACUUCUUUUGUAUUUGCAGAGGCAAGCAAAGUGCCCAGUGGGAGAAUUCCCAUGGCACAUAAGCAGCAUUUCCACUUCUUUAUCAAGACAAACUUUCUCCACUUUAAGAUCAGUUUGUGCUUAUUUUAGACUUCAUUUAAGCCACAUGAGGAAAUCUUGCUGUAUAACAAUAAAAAUUUAUAUUUUUUUUCCUUU